UCUGUCGUGGACGGGGAUCAGAGACGCAGCGGGACAGAGGAGGCGGAACACGCUCCGACGACUCCACGCGCUUAUUUAUUUAUUUAUUGUUCGCGCGACUUUGUUUGUGGAGUAUUUAUUGCAACGAAGAUGAACGGGAUGACGAGAAGCCUGUGCACAGUUGAGGACAUCAGAAGUCAAGACUAUGGGGAGAGGUGCCGGCGACUGCGGCUCACGCUGCACGACCAGAACCAGGCGGCCCAGACCACCGACCAGUACAGGGACAAGCCGAUCGGCCGAGCCUUCGCGCUGGUGCAGCCGCCCGCUGAGAGGAGCGUCCUCCCCCCUGAGCCGGUCAAGUCCACGGAGGAGCAGGUGGAGGUCAUCAAGGUGUACCUGGAGGCGCGGCGACACGAGGAGGAGAAGCACCAGCAGAGCCUGAAGAUGCUGUCGGAUGAGGUUUCCCAAAUCCAGGAGGUGAGGUACUGCCUGAAGACGCUGCGGGAGCAGAUGGCUUCCAAAAGCAAGUCGCACACAAACGGCUGGAAGGUCAGCGUGCCCUUCAGACGGAGCUCGCCCGCUCCCAAGGCGGAGGCCAAGGCCGACGGACAGGAAGCAGACGACGAAGCAGAGCGGGCCAAGCUGAGGGAGGUCAGCAAGCGCCUGUAUGCCCAGAUGCAGGAAGCCGAGAAGAAACACCAGGAGGAGAAAGAGCGGCUGCAGGCCGAAGGCAGCAGGCUGAGGGAGCGUCUGAGCGACCAGGAGGACAGGCUGAAGACCACGGCGGAGGCCGGCGAGAGGAAGGACAGGCGCAUUGAGGAGCUGCAGAGGCUGCUGGGAGGGAUGGAGCAGGAGAGCGCCUCCCUGCGCGACACCAUCCACGCCCGCGAGGAGGAGCUCCACGAGCUGCGCCAGCUCCGCGAGCAGGGCCAGAAGGGCGACCAGAGGGCCGAGCAGCUGGAGAAGGAGGUGGCCGUCCUCAAGGAGAAGAUCCACCAUCUGGACGACAUGCUGAAGAGCCAACAGAGGAAAGUCCGGCACAUGAUCGAGCAGCUCCAGAACUCGCGCAUGGUGAUCCAGGAGCGAGACCGCGUGAUCAAAGAGCUGGAGGAGAAGGUGGCGUUCUUGGAGGCUGAGAACCGAGAGAUGCGUGACCAGAUGGACUACUUCCUGGGAGGACACAGGUCAAACUCCUACCUCUCAUCAGAGCGCAACCCCCAGAUAGUCUACAGCAAGCCACUCAAGCCGUCCACCUCGUCGAACAAACCGCUCCCCUUCAUCAAAGUCAUUGAGAUCAAGUCGUGAAGUCACUCUGCACGAGCAGGCGCUGGUUCUGGAGUGAAGGCCGUAGAACCGCUGAAGCUAGAUUGUAUCUCUACACCUGAACAUUUGGGAAGCCGCCGCUGAGUUUCCUGACCUGCAGCUACGUUACCUACGUUACUCUUGACUAAUGCAUUUGAAAGGCAAAGCUUUUUGAAGGAAACUGGUGUUUGGCAGCAGCAUACGUGCACUGGGAUCCUUUGUGUAUGUGCAUAAUGACAUGAUCUCAGCUGUACAGUACAUGAAGUAGACUGGUUCCGCUGAUUUGAAGUUUUACGUGCUCUACAAUACUUUGUGCAAGUGUUUUAUUGUCCUGCUCUGCUAUCAUAACAUUUGUGACCUUUGAAUUUAUGGCAUCUGCGCCAUUAUGGCUAAAACUAACUGUUGUACAAAGUGCAGGCUGACAAGGGGCAACAGCAUUAAGAAGCCGUUUAACAGUGAUGUAGCAUCAGUAUGCAAAGCUUUCUGAGCAUCAAAGCUUGUGAUGGACCGGUUUCAUGUGAAAAUGAUUAACCUAUUUAUCUAAAUCCUGUCCUUGUGCUCAUGUUUAUAAAUAACAAUAUGGUUAAUAAUUCCCAAACUACAAUAAGGAGUGGAAUGAAACUGUGAGGAAGCAGGAGGAAAAAUGUUCAUUUGUAAUAUUUCUUCUAAGGCAUUUCAGUUCCCUGUAACGUCACCUCGGAUUGUACAUAUUCAUUACUGUGAGUUGUUUGUUGUUUUAAUUUCUGUCUAACGUUCUCUUUUGUAUUUAUUUAUAUUAAAUAAUAAAUAUCUAGACAAUCAAAGGGUA
Molecule: messenger RNA, 2089 nt
Organism: Betta splendens (Siamese fighting fish)
Lineage: Eukaryota; Metazoa; Chordata; Actinopteri; Anabantiformes; Osphronemidae
Gene: tuft1a
Product: tuftelin 1a
Exons: 12
Coding region: 130-1284 (384 amino acids)
Biological process (GO): intracellular signal transduction
Cellular component (GO): intracellular anatomical structure
Source: RefSeq, a predicted model, not a curated record